Messenger RNA from Ahaetulla prasina, 2436 nucleotides. RefSeq names its product phorbol-12-myristate-13-acetate-induced protein 1 (gene PMAIP1). Gene Ontology annotation, biological process: apoptotic process; DNA damage response; release of cytochrome c from mitochondria. The coding region runs from base 187 to 348 and encodes 53 amino acids. NCBI's taxonomy places the organism in Eukaryota, Metazoa, Chordata, Lepidosauria, Squamata, Colubridae. The transcript is spliced from 2 exons. The record is from RefSeq and is a predicted model, not a curated record. Gene Ontology annotation, cellular component: mitochondrion.
CCCCCGGCCCUGGCUUUAGGUCCGGGCUGCGGCGCUGGAGGCGGCUUUUCGGAAGCUGCCAGCAAGCCGAGCGGACCCUUCGCCCGCCCGUCCGCCCGCCCGCUCGCCCGCUUUGCUCUCACCGGCCUUCCGAAGCGACGAGUCGAAAGGAGACCGAGCCCAACCGAGCCUCCUCCUUUCCCCGAGAUGAUGCCGACCAAAACGCCGCGCAAGACAGCGCUGCAGAACUCGGCGCCCGCAGAGUGCUCAGUCGUGAUAGCUGUGCAGCUACGCAAAAUUGGGGACAAAUGGAAUCUCCGGCAAAGAAUUCUGAAUCUGAUUUCCAAACUCUUCUGCCCAGGAACUUGAAAGAGUCUCAAAGAAGAAGAGAAAAGGAAAUUGAAAAACAACCACAGGAAAGGGAGAAAAAAAAAUGUCUGUGAAGAUGCAAACUUUUUCUACUCGGAUUUAUGAAAGAGAACCACCCUGAGGUGGAAGAUGAAAUGUUUAAAGAGGGUUUUGUUUGCUUGCCGCUUCCAUCACCAACCACAAAAGCUCCUAUAUAAGAUUCUCAGCUACCAUUUCGGGAAGUUUGUGAGUGAAUGCAAAUGGAGCUACUGAGAGAGGAGAAAACUGGAUGUUACUGUUGACUGGCAUGGUGAAUUGGUCCUGGAAGAUGAAGGAGUCUAAAAGAGCCAUCCGAGCCGAAAUCCUAUUCAGUGUUGGAUAUUAAGCAGUUCCACGCAUAGGGAAAAUGACUUUUGUGUGCAGCUUCUGAUUUUCUUGAAAAACACAAAUCAGUUCCUCAGCUCUUUUGUUCUUAUUUUGGAGUUUGGAAACCUACCUGGAGAAAACCAGGAGAAGUAUGUUUGUUACAUAUGAAUUUGUUUUGUUGAAAUGAAUGUAGUUUAUUAAAGGUUCAUUGGUUUUAUAAUUAAUUAUAUUGCAAUGCCCUUAAAUUAUGAGUGAAGCUGGGUAUGGCUAGAUUACCAACUUUACAAUAUAUGCCCUAUGGGUAAGAUGUUUUGGUAUAUUUAUUUUUGUGUGAACUUGUUUUCAGGUUAUUAACCAUGAUUCAAGAUUCAGGAUGAAUGUUCAAAACAUUCUGCAUCAAGGUAGAUUUUAACAGGUUGUCAAAUGUUCUUCAGUGAAAGCAACAGCAUUCUUGGCUUUACAGAAUGAACCGGUACAUGUUUAGUUACGAGUUAAGAAAAUAGAGUUCUGUUUAUACAUUACAGGUGAUAGAUUCCUAACAGUGUUAGCUUAGAACUAUAUAAAUAAUAUAAGCUUUAGAAAAGAAAAUGCAGAUCAAAAGUUACAUUAAGAGGACAACUUUGGGGAUGAAACAAUGUGUUGGUUUUCAUUAAGGAAACUAAUUAUUCAAUGUAUGUCAACUGGAUGAAAAAUGUCAAACACUUUAAAAACAUGCAAGAGUUACAGAGUCAUAGUCAGUCUAGAAAUUCAUGUGGGAUCACAUCUGGAUAUGGAUCUGUUUUCAUACACUAAUUAUUGUUUAAGAAGUUGAAUUGCACACACACAAAAAGAAUAACUACAAGGAUCAAGUGCUAAUUCUGAAAUCAACUACAAAGAUUUUCAGAAGAUUUGCUAAGUUCCAAACAUAUGACUGGAGUUGGGGUUCAACAAUUUCAGUAUUCAUUCUGCAACAUUCUUAACAUAACAUCUAAAUAUAUUUGAAUUGAAUUCAUAAGUAACUUAGUAGUCUGACCAUGGUUACCCUAACAUAUAUCAAAAUCAGGCUAUUUUCCCUAAUCCUUACCCAAUAUCGGUUGAAUAAAAAUGUAAAUAACUAGAAUUGUUGGAUAUAUCAUCUCAAAGUUAGCCUUCCUUUUUUGUAAAUCUCUUCAAUGGCUCUUUUAAAAAAAAAGUCUUCUUAGCAUUAUUUUGAUGGUAGAAUUAUGAAAUCGCAUUUGAAGGCCAUAGUUCUUAGGCUAUAGUUCUUAAUAAACAGUCUUUGUAUUUUUUUUAUUGAGAACAACCAGGGGGAGUCAAAAAAGUCAAGAUGGCAGCUGUCAGAUGGCAAAGCCAUGUGUUUUGGCUGAGGGAAGGUAACAUUUUUUUUGCAUGUUUUUAUAUGGGAGUAUUGCACAAUAUAUUGUUUUGCUAAGCUUAGGUUAGGGUUAGGGUUAGGGUCAGGAGCGUAGUUUACAGCAAUCUGUCUCAUCAAAUACAUUGAACUUUAAUGCCAGAAUUUUGUUCGGUGGUCAUGCUACCUGUUAAAUCUGGGCCUGGAAGUUAACAAUUGGCAUUCAUCACAUUGGUCAAGGUGUGUUUACAGCAACAGAACCAAUUUGAAGUAUUUAAGGAGCACAUCCAUAACCAUAAGGUUACAUUUCCGUGCCAGCUUUCUUGCAAAUGUCAUAUAUAGCUUUCCGUAAGAAUCAUUGUUUUUGUCUCUGUCUUAAAAAUUAUUCCUUCUGUGUGGUGACUGUUAAGCUA